This is a messenger RNA of Pochonia chlamydosporia 170, 1158 nucleotides long. Its product is annotated as pheromone receptor. NCBI's taxonomy places the organism in Eukaryota, Fungi, Ascomycota, Sordariomycetes, Hypocreales, Clavicipitaceae. Gene Ontology annotation, molecular function: mating-type factor pheromone receptor activity; pheromone binding. Gene Ontology annotation, biological process: G protein-coupled receptor signaling pathway. The coding region runs from base 1 to 1158 and encodes 385 amino acids. The record is from RefSeq and is a predicted model, not a curated record. Gene Ontology annotation, cellular component: membrane; G protein-coupled receptor homodimeric complex. The transcript has 2 exons.
AUGGCGCCGUUCAACCCGCUCCUCCAGCCCGUAACGUUCCUCUCUCCCUCUCAAACCCCAAUCUCCAUCCCCAUCACCACCAUCGACGCCUUCAACGACGAAUCCAUCAGCGUCUCCAUAAACUAUGCCUUCCAGCUCGGCGCCUGCACCAUCCUCCUCCUCGUUCUUCUCAUACUGACACCGCCCUCUAAACUGCGCCGCUUUCCUACAAUCUUGCACAUCGCAGGGCUGGUCACCUGCAUUAUCCGCAUGGCCCUCCUCCUCGCGUUCUUCCUCUCGCCCUUCAACCACUUCUACCAGUUCUGGUCGGGGGAUUAUUCCUCUGUUUCGAAGCACUAUUUCUAUAAUAGUGUGGCGGGGAAUGUGUUCUCCCUGCUCGUGGUGCUUGUUCUUGAGACGGCGCUGAUUCACCAGGCAUGGACCAUGGUGAUUCUCUGGCCUACCGUGGUGAGGGUGUCACUGUGUGUUGUUUCGGCCGUUAUUUCGUUGAUGGCUAUUGGGUGGAGGUUUGCAUUUGCGGUUAUACAGAGCAAGUCUGAUGUUGAUCUUGUUCCGGCGAGGAAUCUGGAGUGGGUGGUGAAAUCGGCUCUCAUAUUGAACGCCUUGUCCAUGUGCUGGUACUGCACGAUUUUCAAUAUCAAGCUUCUGAUGCAUUUAUUUGCGAACAGAGGCAUUCUCAAGUCCAGACCAACGUUAACUCCAGUGGAGGUGCUCGUCAUGACGAACGGCAUACUCAUGUUCGUUCCAGUCAUAUUUGUAGGUCUCGAAUGGGGCCAUUUCCCAAACUUCGAAGCCGCCUCACUGACCCAAACGUCCGUCGCACUCAUCCUCCCCCUCGGAACACUUGCAGCACAGCAAAUGACCGGCGGCGGAAGCAUGCGCUACAUUUCCGGGAGCAACAAGUCAGGCAGCUCGUACGGCAACAAGGAGAAAGUUGCCUCUCCCAUCACGCCGGGCGGUUUCUCGAGCGUCAGCACGACAUGUGGUCCUGGGACUCGCCUUCAGAGGUCAAUGCUGUCGAAUGGCAUGGCGGGUGGUCGACGUGCAAAGAUGGAUCAUUUUGACCUUGAGCUGAGGCAGAUUGAUUCGACUAGUGGUCUUGCUGAGGACCAGGUGCGUGUGGAUAUGGACUUGGAACAAAAAGAGACGAGAAUCUAG